This is a messenger RNA of Fusarium venenatum, 990 nucleotides long. RefSeq lists its product as uncharacterized. The record is from RefSeq and is a predicted model, not a curated record. NCBI's taxonomy places the organism in Eukaryota, Fungi, Ascomycota, Sordariomycetes, Hypocreales, Nectriaceae.
AUGGAUCUUGCCAGAGUCAAAAACGGCGAAGAAGCUAACCCCGAACCACCCGUUAGUCAGUCCAAGCAAGUUUAUGUCGAAGAUGAUGACUUCACAAAGCUGGUGCGCAGUAACGGAGGCAAGGGAAAAGGCAAAGAGCCAGCCACAGUGGGCUGGAACGCAGUUAUUUCACCAAUCUUCGCUGAACUCUCUCAAUAUCAUGUAGACAGAUUUACAAGGAGAAUAGCGUUUCGUUCUGAGGAUGAACGUGACCAAAUUCGCAAACACCUCAAGGAUUCCGAGGAAGAGGGCGAGGAGUUCGUUGGUGCGAUUAUGACCACAUAUCAAAAGAAAGCCCAGAAAGACGGAAAUAACCUCUCCAACGAAGUCAUUGAAGACGGCAAAACUCAUUGCCUUGGCGAAACGAGUCAAUUUUUGACACAAUGUACGAUUGACCAAAACAAAGUGGCACGCACAUUAGAAGAGGAUCCGACUAAUGCUCGUGGUCGACAGAACAGGGAAGAGGUCAAUAGAGUCUUGAAAGCCAAACAAGGAGGCGCGUCCCACUACGAGCUUCUGGGUCUCCCAACGACGGCCAACAACCUCUUCUCUCUAGCGGCAACAUCCCAGGCGAUCAUGGAUGGGUGUAAUAAACACCCCGGUAAACUACUCCGUCUCAGGAAGGUCUGGUGCAGGUACCCGUAUGCUAAAAGAUUCUCAAAACGGAGGCUCCUAGGCAUUGCUGAAGUCUUUAAUAGCGAGGUUGAAGGGGCACAGUUGAUUGGUAUCCUCAGCAAUAAGACAGCAUCACAGUCGACAUAUGGAGAAAAACCGCGCCUUCAUAGGUGGAUAAAAGUUAAUCCAAGCAUGUCAUGCAAGGACCCGAAGGCCACAAUCGGCCAUCGGGAAUUGUGGGUAUAUUCGAUGCCGAGUCGGCCUCCGCUCCCGCCGAAUUGGGAGUCCAACCAGGAGCCGUCCAACAAGCAAGAUGGAUUUAUCUGCAGCCACUAG